This is a messenger RNA of Trachymyrmex septentrionalis, 853 nucleotides long. RefSeq names its product WAS/WASL-interacting protein family member 1-like. The transcript is spliced from 2 exons. The record is from RefSeq and is a predicted model, not a curated record. Lineage: Eukaryota; Metazoa; Arthropoda; Insecta; Hymenoptera; Formicidae. The annotation marks the transcript as partial.
AGUGACUCGACCGGAGCCUCCGCAUCCGAGUGGGAAUCCUUCGUGGAGUACUGAGACCAAAGAAAGCCGUUGGAUCUAUCCACAUCCGCAGAACAACAUGCCGCGUCUAAAACGUCCCUACAAGGAGUGGCUUAGAAACCGGGAAGCGCGGAGACUCUUGGACGAGGAGUUCCGGAAAUACCUCGGGGGUUCGCGAGAACAGAGUCGUCCGGCCGAGGACCAUUUGCCAUCACCAUCAUCACCACCGGCUCCGCCGGCUAAUCAGUUAGAAGUUAUACCUCCCCCUCAACCACCUUCACCUUCCCCUCAACCAUCUUCACCUCUCCCUCAAACACCUUUAUCUCCCCCGCAAACUCCUUCGCCUCCCCCUCGAUCUCCUUCACCCGUGUUUUCGGACGCACUGAUGGAGAGAAUCUUUCCAGAUACUCCCCCAUUAUCACCCGAUUCGUCGGUCGAUCCUAUCCCAAUUUCCCCCAGAGGAAUUCUGCCCCCGACGAACUCCACGGACAGCGUGGAGUUCUUAGAGGAAAUUUCUCCGCCCCCACCUAGAUCUUAUUUCCAAAUCCUAGAGAAUGACACUCUCGAGUCACUCAUCAGUCAAUUCCCGCGGACUACUACCGCAUCUAUCCCUCAGGGGGCCUACACAAUCGGCCCUCAUUACUUCGAUCCUGAGGAAAUCCGGAAUGCCAUCACCGGCCAAAACUCAAUCUCCUGUAUUCCUCCCGAACUCCGCCAAUCCAUUCCUAGUUCCAGUGGAAUUCUUUUACAAUCUUUUCCCUCCUUCCUCCGUUUCCAUCCACGAAAUAGAUUAAUCAAAUCCCAUCCGAUUCUCCCGACUACUCGAUGUACAUAA